GCGAGAUUUUGUUCCAACAAGCAAUCAGUGGUUGCCAGGUUUUUACCUGCCAUUCUCUGCAACAUCUUUAAUAAGACCAAUACACGGGAAUGGCUGUGCUUCAGUCGGAGCUGCUGCUGCCUCUGCUGCUGUUAGGUCUGUUUGGCAACACUGCAAAAGGACAGCGGGACCCAGAGUUGUUCUGUGGAGCUUGCAGGGCCCUUGCGGAUGAGCUGAUGUACGAUAUUAAGAAAAUAGGCCCAAAGAGGACUGUGAAUUCGGGGACAUUUCGACUAAACCCUGACGGCACACGAGGGAAGAAAAAGAUCCCUUUUGCAAAAUCCGAGACCUUUUUAACGGAUGUUUUGGAAAAGAUAUGUGACCGGAUGAACGAUUACCAGCUUCAAGAUGAUCCAGACACGAAGAAAAAGAUAUUCAAGAGAUAUGCCCCUCGGAAGGAUGAGCCAAUCUAUGCAGAAUAUAAAAAAUACUUUUUUUAUUCUGAUGCUUAUAAGCCCCUAAAAUAUGCGUGUGAAACUAUCAUAGAACAGUAUGAAGAUGAAAUAUUCUCACUUAUCGCCCAGGAGGCAGACUUUCUGGCUGACAGGCUGUGCAUUGAAAAAUCAGGUCUUUGUGAAAAGCCUGAGACACAUAGUGAACUCUAGCAAAACAGCCGUCGAGUAAUAUUACAGAUGAAGAACAAUGACAGAAAUAGCUCUACGGUCUCUGUCUUCCAUUCUUAUUUUCACUUUUUUUAUUUAAAAAAGUCUAUCGAAAACACUGAUUAUUUUUUUUGUAUUGACAGACAAAUAUAUUAAAAUUGCCAUUUGCACCA
Heteronotia binoei (common prickly gecko) is the source of this 814-nucleotide messenger RNA. RefSeq names its product canopy FGF signaling regulator 1 (gene CNPY1). The transcript is spliced from 6 exons. Gene Ontology annotation, cellular component: endoplasmic reticulum. Lineage: Eukaryota; Metazoa; Chordata; Lepidosauria; Squamata; Gekkonidae. The record is from RefSeq and is a predicted model, not a curated record. Bases 90 to 644 code for a protein of 184 amino acids.